Messenger RNA from Micromonas commoda, 687 nucleotides. Its product is annotated as dtdp-6-deoxy-l-hexose 3-o-methyltransferase. The transcript has a single exon. The coding region runs from base 1 to 687 and encodes 228 amino acids. Lineage: Eukaryota; Viridiplantae; Chlorophyta; Mamiellophyceae; Mamiellales; Mamiellaceae. The record is from RefSeq and is a predicted model, not a curated record.
AUGAGCAACGACGGACAAAUAAUAGUUAAAGAGCUCACCUCGGAUAGUCGUUGGGAUCAUGAAAACGGCUAUUACUGGUUCAGCGACACUCGAAGAAUCGGUAAACUCCUUGCGCAUUAUGAGCUUUUUAAGAGGGUACUGUCGCUCCCUGGCGACGUCGUUGAGUGCGGUGUUUUCAAAGCCGCGUCGUUGAUCCGUUGGCUUACUUUUCGGUCGAUUCUUGAGUCCGUUCACUCGAGGAAGGUGUUCGCCUUUGACGCGUUCGGGAAGUUCCCAACGACGCAAGUGGCAGGCCAGGCAGACAAAACGUUUGUACAAAGAUUUGAGUCCGACGCGGGCGAUGGUCUGAGCAUCGAAGAGAUGCAAAAGGUGCUCCAAUACAAGUCCCUUGCUGAAAAUAUAUAUUAUAUUCAAGGCGAUGUGAUCGACACCAUGCCAAAGUGGCUUGAAGAUAAUCCUCACUCACGCAUCGCCUUACUGCAUCUUGACAUGGACGUCUACGAGCCCACUAAAGCAGCGCUAGAUCACUUGUGGAAGAGGAUGGUCAGAGGUGGCAUUGUCGUCAUAGACGAUUACAACACUGUUGAAGGAGCCACGAGGGCAGUCGAAGAGUUCCUUGCAGACAAGGACAUCAAACUUGAGAAGCUGGGACUGAACCACACACCGAGCUUCUUCACAAAGCCUUAG